This is a messenger RNA of Pseudocercospora fijiensis CIRAD86, 1371 nucleotides long. RefSeq lists its product as uncharacterized. The transcript is spliced from 2 exons. The record is from RefSeq and is a predicted model, not a curated record. Lineage: Eukaryota; Fungi; Ascomycota; Dothideomycetes; Mycosphaerellales; Mycosphaerellaceae. Gene Ontology annotation, molecular function: hydrolase activity, acting on carbon-nitrogen (but not peptide) bonds, in linear amidines. The coding region runs from base 1 to 1371 and encodes 456 amino acids.
AUGUCUGAGCAGGACCUUGCCAGCAUCCGAAUCAACCAGGGCCGCUUGAUGAACGACAUCCACUCUACUAGCCAAUGGGGCAAAGGAGAGAGAUGGGGCGAUGGACCUACAGAUAUUGGCAUGUCUCGCCUCUCCCUCUCUGACACUGAUAAGCAAGCUCGCGACUGGUUCGCCGCGACCACGGAGGAUCUGGGCUGUAAAGUGCACUAUGAUGCCAUGGGAAAUCAAUUCGCCGUGAGGCCGGGUCUGAAUGCAGGUCACGCUACAUAUGCUGGUAGCCAUCUUGACACACAGCCCACAGGUGGUCGGUACGAUGGCAUUCUUGGUGUUUGCGCUGCUGUAGAGAUGUUAAAGACUAUGAAUGACAACUGGGUCGAAACUGCCUACCCUGUUGGAGUCGUAAACUGGACCAACGAAGAGGGAGCUCGCUUCCCAAAGUCCAUGGUUGCUUCGGGAGUCUGGGCUGGAGAUAUACCGCUCGAAGACGCGCACAAUUUGAAGUCCGUCAUACCUGCUAAUGACACUGCCACCAUGAAGUCCGAGCUAGAACGCAUUGGAUAUUUGGGCUCGACUCCAGCGAGCUACAAGAGCACUCCUAUGGCUGCCCACUUUGAGCUGCACAUUGAGCAGGGGCCGAUUCUCGAAGCUGAAGAACGCCGCGUUGGAGUGGUCAAAGGCGUGCAAUCGUACAAGUGGUUCACGGUGACUGUCAAGGGCCGCGACGCGCACACUGGCGCGACCAGCUUCCAGCAUCGAGCUGAUUCUCUUUUGACUGCUUCAAAGAUGAUCCUUGCGUCUCACAAGAUUGCGCAUCGGCACAAGGCUCUAGCCUCGACUGGAAUACUGACCCUCAAGCCUGGCUCCACAAACACCGUUCCUGGAUUUGUUCAGUUUACUUUGGAUAUCCGUGCCCCGAAGGACGAGACUGUCGAUGCUGUAGAGGUCGAAUGUAAAGCCGCAUUUGCUGCCAUAUCCGCAGGCGAGAACAUCGAAGGCGUUAAUGCAGACUGCGCCGUCUCUAGCCGACAUUGUGAUGUAUCUUGGCGCACUGAUUUCGUCUCUCCGGCCACGUACUUCCAUGACCACUGUAUCAAGUGCGUCCAAGACGCAGGCGCAGCACUCUAUGGCGAGAGCGAAGUCUCAGGUCUCGAUAUUGGCAGCUGGGGUAAAUUCAUGACGAGCGGAGCUGGUCACGAUUCAGUGUACACCAGCAAGCGAUGCCCAACAAGCAUGAUCUUCAUACCCUGCAGAGACGGCGUCUCACACAAUCCUGCCGAAUACUCUAGUCCUGAUGCUUGUGCCGAUGGCGCAAAUGUCCUGAUAGGGGCCGUACUACGAUAUGACCAAUUGAGAGGAAAUAGAGGAUCAUGA